CCAGGCCGCGUCACCAUGGCAACGGCGCCGCCCUCCCGGCAUGCCCCGGCGGCGGCCCGGGGUGUUGCUAUGGCGGCGGCGCUGGGCGCGAUGGUGGCGGCGUUGGAGUCAUAUCGCGGCCGGGACCGUGCGGUCCGGGCGCUGUGCUAUGGCUGCCAGCUGGCAGGCGGCGCGCUGUCCGGGCCGCAGAGCCCCGCCGAGGGUCUGCCCGGCAGCCUGCUGGCCUUGUCCGCACAGCUGAGCUCCUGCCGCACUGUGCUGCGCCUGCUGGAUGACCUCGCCAUGCUCAGCCACAGCCGGGACUAUGGGCUGGGGCCUAAGGAUGAGGACGCUUUGGUCCGGGUGCUGUCGGUGCUUCGCAACGUGGCCGACCAGCUGUAUUACCCCUGCGAGCACAUCGCAUGGGCGGCAGACAGCGGCGUCAUCUGCGGCCGCUCUCAGCGCUGGUGGGCUGCCAGCACGGCGCUAUGGGGGCUGUCGCUGUUCUUGGGCAUCCUGCGGUCCCUGAGAGUCCUGGUCCAGCUGAGGAGGAAGCUGAAGCAGCAGAAGCGUGCUCCACCUUCACCGCAGAGUCAACAGAAAAUACGAGCCCAAGUGAAGGCUGAAGUUCUGAACAUCAUCAGUAACUUGGCAGAUCUCUCCAAUGCUGUCCAUUGGAUGCCACCAGGGUUCCUAUGGGCUGGACGGUUCCCUCUGUGGUUAGUGGGGCUCCUGGGGACCAUCUCUUCCCUGAUUGGAAUCUACCAGGCAUCUGGAAGGGGCAGUUCUGGAGCUGCGUGAGCUAAAAUUAAGCCUCUGAAACCCAAUUUUAAUGUGGUAAGAAGGCAUUUGGUGAAGCAGGCUGGAUUUAUAACUUUCCCGGAUGCCAAUGAUUUUAAUUCAGUGAAUCCUGUAAUUGAGAGUAAUCAGCAGCUCUGUUACAGAGAGGAUUAUUGAUGGCUGACAGAUUUUAUUCCUAGAAAUCUUUUGGGUGAAUCCUCUAAAAAUCAGAAUCUGAUAGGAUUGAUAACGGAGGGGGAAAAAAAGGUUGUGGUCGCUUCCAUUCUUUCUGUACUUCAAAAGACAGAUGGAACCCUCCAGUCUCUGCUCUCAUAUGAAAGAGCACAAAGUCUUUGGUGGAGGAACAGUUGUAAUUGUUUGAUUCAGAACUUCCAAGAGGUGGAUUCUGUGAGUUCCAGCUCCAGGCCCAGCACUUGGUGCUUCCCUGAGCCACAGAGGAGACCUCGAUAGUGGAAGUUUCUCUGUCAGAUGUUUUGGUGUGUGAACCCACAGCAGGUGAAACCCCAAACACAGACAGAAGCGGGUGGCAGAGGGAGGCUGCUGGGGGUGGCAGGUUCCUUGUGACUGCUGUAUUUCUUUAAAGGUGAUGGGGGAAGCAGCAGCAGCUGCAUGCAGUGCCUUGUUAAGCUUUCUUCCAGCCUUUCUACUUGAGAAGAAACAUGAAUUGAGGCUUCUUGGUUAUAGAGCCAGAAGGUGCUGAGGCUCCAGCUGUGCCUUUGUGGAAGGCCACCGGGUGGAGCUCUUCCACUGAGCUCUGCCGGAGCCAACGGACAUAGGGAAGCAAAAAGGGAAACAAGUUUGUUAAUCAUCUUUGAAAUAAGUGGCCAAACCAAUGCGUGAGUGACUUUUAUAGUCAUAUUUUUAAACAGUGCCAAUAAUAAAUGUGAGAAAUGCUUCAAAGGU
Coturnix japonica (Japanese quail) is the source of this 1683-nucleotide messenger RNA. RefSeq names its product peroxisomal biogenesis factor 11 gamma (gene PEX11G). The record is from RefSeq and is a predicted model, not a curated record. Gene Ontology annotation, cellular component: peroxisomal membrane. Gene Ontology annotation, biological process: peroxisome fission. Lineage: Eukaryota; Metazoa; Chordata; Aves; Galliformes; Phasianidae.